UUUGUGAAGUAUUGAUUCACACCGGCAGGGGGCAAUUCAAACGCUCCUCGCAGCACGCUGCGCCUUUUAUUUGUAGUAUUGUUGGGAAAACAUCGAGAGAAUCGAAAAUAACGGCAGCUUGAAGGGAUCCGACAGGUUCACUUUGCAGGAGACUGAUCAAUGCACAAAGUUGUGUUGUGAUAGCUCCAGACAUUACAUCGCCCACCGACACUUCCAAAGAACUGAACGCCGGCAGAGUUUGCAGAUAAGACCCAUCAAGUGGGAAGAUUUUGCAAAAAGGGCUGAAUUUUAGUCUGGUUGAGGCGGCUGUACAUCUGUCGACACUGCGUCGUUGUGCAGUUUAAUUUUCGGUUUAUAAGGAGAGGAGGGGGUGUGAAAUGUCCGCCUCUCUCGCUGUUCCGUUUCUAGUGCAAUUCUUUAUUUUAGGAUUGACAACGACUGACAACAUCCAGGGGCACCAUGACCUGACAACAGGUGCCAGCGGAGAGGGGCACAACUGGCAAGAGGUGGCAGAGCUCAGUACCCUCCAGCUGGGAAGGACAGCAAUUCAGCGGGUGCCUGGGACUGACCACUGGCUUGGAGAUCACCCGGAGGUCACAGCCAGCUCGGAUCCGGACAACCCAAACGAAGUGAGCUUUCCAAAACAGGCCGAGCGAAGGGCAAGGCGGGGGGCAGAGCGGAAGGGCAGUGUUGCCCCAGAAGAGGCGACUGCCGUGUCUCGCCCUCAGGGCAGCUCGGUGGAAUCUCCCCAGUUCGAACCAACCCCGUUCCAACUAACUUCCACGAUCCCUUCGCUCAAAGAUGAGCGGGUGCGGGUGUCGGGGGGAGAAGGGACGUCUGGAGUUCUCGGCGAGGAGGUGAACGGAGUGGAAACGACAGCGAGGAGACUUCAGUUGGAGAAUACCCUGUACCCUGUCACCGACAACACUUACAGCGCGUAUGCGGUCAUGUUUCUAUCCUUCAUCCUCUUCGCGGUUGGGAUCAUUGGAAACCUGGCCGUGAUGUGCAUCGUCUGCCACAAUUAUUAUAUGAAGACCGCCUGGAAUAAUAUUCUGGCCGGCAUGGCGUGUUGGGACUUUUUUGUCAUAUUCUUCUGUCUGCCGGUGGUUAUCUUUAACGAGAUCACAAAGAAAAGGCUGCUCGGGGACAUUGGCUGUAAAGUGGUGCCCUAUCUGGAGGUCUCUUCUCUUGGAGUCACUACCUUUAGCCUAUGUGCAUUAAGCAUCGACAAGUUUCGUUCUGCAACAAGCACACAGUCACAAAUUAGGCUGAUAGAAAGUUGUCUGUCUAUUGUGGCCAAGAUGGCAGUCAUUUGGAUAGGAUCCAUGUUGCUGGCCCUCCCUGAAGUCCUUCUCUGGCAACUGAAUCAAAAGACUUCCGUUGUCUCUGGGGUUAUAACUGACUAUUGCAUCAUCAAAACAUCUUUGAAUCUCCCUGAGCAUAUCUAUGAACUUGCACUGACCUAUGAGAAUUCCAGGAUGUGGUGGUACUUUGGUUGCUACUUUUGCUUGCCCGCCAUUUUCACAGCGACUUGCCAGUUGGUGUUGAGACGAAUAAGAAACACAGAGAGGAAAUCUGACCUCAAGAUUAUUUCUCAGCAUGCUCAGUAUGAAAAUCAAAAGAACAAUACCUUGAUUGGUCUGACUAUCCUCUAUGGCUUCUGCAUUAUCCCGGAAAAUGUUUCCAACAUGGUGGUGACCUACACCUCUCCUGAAAUCUCCAAGGAGACUAUUGAUUUGCUCAACAUUAUUAAUCAGUUCUUCCUGUUCUUCAAGUCCUCUGUAACUCCUGUGUUGCUUCUGUGCCUUUGUAAGCCUUUAGGCAGAGCCUUCAUGGAUUGCUGUUGCUGCUGCUGUGAUGAAUGUGUUCCAGAGACCUCAGAAAUUGAUGUUCACAACAGCAAGCUAAAGACAGAAAUGGCAACUAUUUUCUGUGAUAAUUCCAAGGAAACACCAACAAUGAUGACCCUGGGUACUCAGUGUUAGUUACAAUCCUUCACAUUCAGCCUGCAUUGUGAAGGUUGAAUGGUGAAGCAUGGUCAUUUUCAAAAACACAGUUAACUCUUUGACGUAGUGGUGUUCUUUUUACUGCCUGAAAUGAGCUAGUAAAAUAAGGUGAAGUCUAGUUAGCUCUGCUAAGUUUCUGAUGUGUGACUUACUAAUAUUUCCUUUGAGUUUAAGCUUUAUUUUAGACAGUUAAACCAUAAAAAGCAAAUUUUAAAUGAAAUACAGUCAAAAAGUAUUUUAAAAAAUAACUUGUUGCAGAAAAUAUUCGGAAUUCGUCCAUAUAGUAUAAAAUUCCCCAUAGUCAAUCCCUAGACGAUCAGUACCUAACAUUCGAACUAAAACUUUUCAUUUAAAGACUGGAAGAUUGUUUUCCAGCUUUACUUGUGAUGCAUUGCUGUCAUGUUGAGAAUGACCAUCAGUUGAAUAUACAGUUCCUAUUAUUAUCAAGGUUAACAAGACUGCAGUGAAUGAAGUAAUCUUUAACAUUCUCCUAAUUCCAAGAUCUGCACUUUUAUAGUGUUUUGAACCCCUUACAGUGUCAGAAAGUUUUACUUCGACACACAAUUCCAGAUUUAAUAAAUAAAUAGAAUAAUAGCUGUUUUUAUAUUCACAAUCUUGUAUGUUGUUGGGGAAACCAGCUGCUGUGCAAUUUCACAACAGGGAAAUAAUUUGUUAGCUUUAUAGUAUUGGCCUAGUACAAUGUCAAAUAAAAAUAUGAACUGGUUUCCUUGG
Messenger RNA from Stegostoma tigrinum, 2738 nucleotides. Its product is annotated as G-protein coupled receptor 37-like 1. Gene Ontology annotation, molecular function: G protein-coupled peptide receptor activity. Lineage: Eukaryota; Metazoa; Chordata; Chondrichthyes; Orectolobiformes; Stegostomatidae. Gene Ontology annotation, biological process: adenylate cyclase-inhibiting G protein-coupled receptor signaling pathway; positive regulation of MAPK cascade. Gene Ontology annotation, cellular component: signaling receptor complex; plasma membrane. The coding region runs from base 378 to 1985 and encodes 535 amino acids. The transcript is spliced from 2 exons. The record is from RefSeq and is a predicted model, not a curated record.